CGACGGCCGUAUCUCAUUGGUCAAGCUGGAAUAUCGGGUUGUCACUAGGUACUGGCUUCUCAGAUGUGUCUCAGCAUCGUUACACCAUCAAAACGGUACGGUAGCCACCAAUACGGUCACGAUGACCAUUCGUUUUCGAGCACGUUACCUACUCCUUACAGGUAUCACAUAUGCCGAGUGCGCCACGAUCGUUUGCGACACGGCCUGCAACUCUUUUUUGUGCCUCACAAGGCUUAGCCUUCGUACUGCAAUUCCGUCAAUACAACCCAUCAUCGCCAUAGCCAUGAGUACUGGACGCUACAUUCGGUGGACAUCACUGUCGUGCCCAUGGCUUUGCAGAGCACAGCUUGAUGCCUUUGGGUGCCUUAUGCCGCACAUCAAUUACCUAACCGACAUUGAGCUCCGGGUCAGAACUGCUCGAUAGGCUUUUGGCCCCGAUGAUCCCAGCACAAACACACAAUUAACCAGGACGAGCACAGCCUGCUGGGCAUGAUAGGCUGGCUCAUGUGUACAAACGUGCGCAAUAGCGGUCUCAGAGUG
Molecule: messenger RNA, 540 nt
Organism: Exophiala viscosa
Lineage: Eukaryota; Fungi; Ascomycota; Eurotiomycetes; Chaetothyriales; Herpotrichiellaceae
Exons: 1
Coding region: 122-424 (100 amino acids)
Source: RefSeq, a predicted model, not a curated record